UUAAUCUGGAGGCGGUUAUUUAUGGGUUUAGUUCGGAAUUUCUUUGACAACGAGCUUUUUUUCACCACUAGAUGGGGAGGUGGGGCAGUAAACAGGAAAGAAAGGCGCUUUCUUCCCUGGUGGGAGAAGAGGAUUUGAUCCCAGCAUUCUCCUGAAGCAACUCUGGAGCAAACAGCCUGGUUCCCUGCGCGUCAUAUGAUAGUGCUGGGUGAGAGCCAGCACAGCCCUCCUUGUAGAAAACGACCCAUAUCUCAAUCAGCGCGCGGCGGCCAAGGCCCCCUUUAUCUCCCUCCACAAGGCAGGGAGGCGUAUCCGUUCCCCCUCUGCACUCCCCUCUACAUACCAGCGUGACUCCCUCAGCUUUGACCAAACUACAACCUGCUUCGGUCGACGCCCUGUCGCCCACGGGAUCCGCACUUUAGCGCGGAGCCAACAAGUCCGUCGUGCGUAUUUUUCAGGGAGGCAGUCGCCGGGGUCUGGAUUGCGACGGGGCUGCGCGCGCAAGCAGCCAGCGGCAUCACCUCAGAAAUAAGAGAAAGGGUGCCAGGGAAAAGAAGGGGAAGAAGGAGGAGGAGGAGGAGGAGAAGAAGAGGAGAAAAAGGGGUUCUGAAUUUAGAAACAAACAUCUCGUUUGGGAGAGCUCUGCAGCGGGACGCACAGAGGAUCUGCAGCGGAGAUGGCUGAGGUGUCACAAGAGGAGAGACUCCAGGCCAUCGCUGAGAAAAGGAAGAAGCAGACGGAGAUUGAAAACAAGAGGAGGCAGCUUGAUGACGAUCGACGGCAACUCCAGCAUCUGAAGUCCAAAGCCCUCAGGGAGCGCUGGUUGUUAGAUGGAGCUCCAGCAGAGGAGGAUAUGCAGAGGCGCCUGCAAGAAGAUGAAGUGAAGACCAAACUUCUGGAGCAGGUCAUAAUCAAACUGGAACAAGAAAUUGAAGAACUGGAGACCGGCGCGCCUGCCAAUAAAGGUGUGGCUAAAGAAAAUGGAGGUGAGAACGGAGUGGUGCAGACCUCUGGUCAGACACCCAAGAGAGACGUGACAGGGAUUGAGGCCAAGCUGCUGGGCCCCAGUCCGGACCAGGCGAGCGCCGACAACCCAGUCACUCUGGUCUUCAUGGGCUACAAGACGGUGGAGGAGGAGCAGGAGACCCGCGCCGCCCUGGGGAUGGAAGGGGUUGACGGCAACGUCAAGGCUGAGUUUGUAGUGAUCGAGGACGGAGAGGGAAAAGCAGGAGCAGACGCAGCCACGGCCGAGCAGGCUCCGCCCAACGGCAGCAUGGCGGAGAAAGAGAAGGCCGACGGAGGCGGGGAGGAGGCCGAGAAGGAGAAGAAACAGACCUGCAAAUGCUGCACGGUCAUGUGAGCGCUGUGCCGGGUGUAUCUGUAUGCGUGAGCGGAUGCGUGAGAGCCCACCUGCACCCCUGCAGGCCUGUGUGCCGUCGCAUGAGGCUGUAUUUGCAGAUGUGUGUAACUUUUUGUGUUUGCGUGGAAGUGUUUGUCAGGACUGAAAAAUCAAGAAGAGAAGUACAGUUCCACAGCCAAAAUACCAACAAUGAGAGCCGGCGUGAGCUCCAGCUACAAGAACUUCAAGGACUCAUAGUUACACUUUACUACAUUUACUUUCUCUGAUAUGUAUUUGACCUUUCAUUUCUAUUGAUAUUUUUCUAUUUUCCUGUCUUGACAUUUAUAUUGUAUUCAGUAUGUAUGAUUUUAUUAUGAGACUGUGUACUGUAUGUUCAUUGUUAUUAUCGUUGGAACAAAGAAAAUGCAUAGGCUCCCUGGAUUGUACUGCUUCCCAGCAGGGAAAAUCUGGAAAAACAAUUAAACCAAAAGAUCCGACUAUAAAAAAAAAGAAACCUUAAAGUAUAUAAAUAUAUAUUUCUCUGUGUAGGCCUACCAACUAUUUAUCGGUCAAUUUCAUAUUGCAAUAUUGUCUAAGACAUUAUUUUGAAUAGUAUUUUAAUAUAUUGAUAUGAAAUUAUGUUUUAUACAAGGUAUUUAUUGUUUUUGGCUCUAUAAUCUCCCAUCAUUAACUGCAUGUACGCUUGUAAGCACUACCAGAUUCACUCUCAUUACAAUUGUCUGUGCUUUCGUGGACUCACACGUGCUCAUAUCUUUAGUCUCACGAGUCGUCCUGUCCGUAAAAAUGAAUAUUAUUGCAGUGUUAGAGGAAUGCAUUAAAAAGAAAAUCACAGCAAAAUGACAAAUACAUUUUCUCACCGUGUUGCAAAUCGCAUUAGUCCAAUGCUAGAUACUGUGUGGCACAUGUACACAAAGAUCACAGCUUCUGUGUCUUUUCUUUUAUUUAAAUAUGAUGGAGACACUUUAACUGUUAGUCGAUCAUACUCUCUCACUACCAUUGAAAGGCUUAAAGUAAGGAGCUCUCCACACUGCAUGAAGCUCUGCAGCUCUUUGCAGGUCUUAGUUAUGUGCAUAAACCCAGGGGGUAAAUUGGGAUUAGAAUGAGAAAAUUGUUCAACUCACCGUUUUGUUAUUUCAUGAACCAAAUAAAAUCCAGUUUUACUGUAAUUUCACUGUGUUGGUUUUGUUCCCAGUUUAACCCCUGACUCUGUAUGUGGCUGUAAACCUGCUUUUAAAAGACACGUAAACUAUUUAAACCACUUAAUUUUCUAUAUGUGUAUUUGAGGAGAAUUAAGAAAAUGAGUGGAGAUCUUAUUUUGAUUCAAAGUGAAACCAUUUGGGUAAGAAAAAUAGUUAUUUCUAGCAGCUGGUUUAGGGGGCAGAGUCAGACGUAAAUGUGCAUCCCAGGUCGGUGAUGUCCCAAAUUUAAAGAAAUUUAAUUUGACCAUUUUCAUUGUACCAGAAUAGUAAAAUAUUAAAAUUUUUGACAUUUGACAUCAAACUUUUAGAUUCUGUCAAACUGUAAACAUUAUAAACCAGACAUAAGAAGAGACUUUUUUUCAUAUUUAAUAGUACAGAUAAGUCUUAACUUUUUACACAUAGGUGGUAAUAAGUAAAUGAAGCAUGCUUGUAGACUACAAGAGUUAAAAGCCCAGAAUCAUAUUUGCUAUAUUUAUUUAUUAGACCCAAAAAACAAGUCUGCAAAACCUCUACUAAUAUUUCAGCCUCUUCUGUGUCAUUUUUGUCAUUCAUUGACCAUCAGUUCAUCAUUUCAAAUAUAUUUGUCCGGCUUUUUAUUUUUAUUUUGACAUGUGAAAUAAGGAAUAUUCCACAUGGAGGCUGACAUAAACUAAAAGUUCUCCUGGGAGUUUGAUUCUGCAGCCUCCUGCAUGAAUAUCAUUUUUUGUAUCGCUAUCUGUGCCAGAUGCAUCCUCCCAAGUCUUGCUUGCAUUUUUCAUCCCAAAAAGAGCUCUUUUACAUUCCAAAAAAGGAAGGUCAUUGGUGUGGACAGGUAACAUGUAGUUUGGGCUAUCCAGGUGUGCUGUCCAUAUUUUGUCUUCUAUGGUUUUAUAGCGUCCUCCAAAGGGCAGUGAUUUCAUUUGAGGUUUGCAUUUAGAAAAAAAAAAGAUGUCUACGUCUUGGUGCCUUCAUCAUUCAUCUGAAUUUCUGAGACAGUUUUGACAUGAAGAUGUUUUUUUUUUUGCUCUUGAUGUGUUCUCUCUCUCAUGGUGACCCAAUGGAAACACUGCCUUCUUCUCUGAAGGAGCACUGAGCAAAAACGGAAGAAUCUAAACAGUUUUUCACUGACGUCCAGUUUGGACAACAGGAACAAUGCAAACUAUAUUAAAUGUCUUUGAAAACGUAUCUUGUUUUUUUUUUUUUUUUAAAAAACCUUGUUUGUUUUUCUCUGUUGAACUGAAAUAUUCAGCCUUCAUACAAAUAUGUGUCUUUACAGAAUGCAAAAUGCAUCACAGCCAGAAGUAAAACAUUUAUGUAUUUUUAUGCGUUAAUAUUCAAGGAAUUGUGUGUAAAUCUUGGUGAGCUGAAGGUUUGCUUUGUAGUGGGGUCUGAAGGACAGCAGCUAAAUGCUAAAAUUGUAAAUAAAGCUACUCUUCGGUAACAGCAA
Messenger RNA from Oryzias latipes (Japanese medaka), 3985 nucleotides. It is a transcript of the gene palm1b, whose product is annotated as paralemmin 1b. The record is from RefSeq and is a predicted model, not a curated record. Gene Ontology annotation, biological process: regulation of cell shape. Lineage: Eukaryota; Metazoa; Chordata; Actinopteri; Beloniformes; Adrianichthyidae. Gene Ontology annotation, cellular component: membrane.